AUGUUUGAUAUAAUAUCUGAUGUCGAACAGUACUCCGAAUUUCUGCCAUGGUGUCUUGAUUCGGUUGUUUUACAGACUCACCCUACAAAAGGUAGACUUUGCCGCUUGAGCAUUGGGUUUUACCCUUUCAAAGAAAGUUACGAUUCAUGGGUAACAGUAAUUCAGCCACGCCAUGUCAAGGUAACACCUAUUUUAAACGACCUUUUUGAGCAUCUGAUUAACGAGUGGCAUAUCGGACCCGGGUUGCCCAACAACGAAAAUACAUGCACGGUCGAAUUGAAGGUCGAUUUUAGGUUUCGAUCCAAGCUCCAUUCUCGAAUAUCUAGCCUCUUCUUUGACCAAGUGGUUGACUCCAUGGUGGGCGCCUUUUUAAGUCGAGCAAACACCCUCCAUGGGCCCGGCUCUAUACCCCGGCAACCACCAACAAUUCUGGAGUACACCAAGUAA
This is a messenger RNA of Hydatigera taeniaeformis, 447 nucleotides long. NCBI's taxonomy places the organism in Eukaryota, Metazoa, Platyhelminthes, Cestoda, Cyclophyllidea, Taeniidae. The record is from the annotation of a GenBank genome assembly.